Molecule: messenger RNA, 3158 nt
Organism: Syngnathus acus (greater pipefish)
Lineage: Eukaryota; Metazoa; Chordata; Actinopteri; Syngnathiformes; Syngnathidae
Exons: 1
Coding region: 46-3120 (1024 amino acids)
Biological process (GO): DNA integration
Molecular function (GO): RNA-DNA hybrid ribonuclease activity; nucleic acid binding
Source: RefSeq, a predicted model, not a curated record
ACCUUGUGGUCCCAAGGUCCAUUUGAUGUCGGGUUUUGUCACUCGAUGGCCCCUAUUGAUCUCCAAAUGGAUGAGACGCAGCCUAUCAAACGACCCCAAUAUCGUUGGCCGAGUGAGGCGGACCAAGGCAUGGAAGACACUCUGUGCGGCCUCUGGGACGCAGGGGUGUUGGAAGUGUCAUGCUCCGAAUGGAACACCCCGUUAAGGCCAGUCCAAAAAGCAGAUGGGAAAACAUGGCGCAUGGCACAUGAUUUGAGAGCAGUAAAUGAUGUCACUAUAACUCCUGUUCUUCCCGUGCCAGACCCGCACCGAAUCCUUGCAUCAUUGAACCCUGCCUAUCAGUGGUUCACCGUAAUUGAUUUGGCUAAUGCCUUCUUCUGCCUCCCGCUUUCCCCCUCAGUGCGGCACGUGUUCGCCUUCACUUACAAAGGGAUGAAAUUGCAAUACACACGCAUGCCGCAGGGAUUCAAAAAUUCGCCAGGAUUGUUCAAUCAGGUCCUCAAAGAACUCCUCGAACCAUGCCAAAUGCCGGAUGGCACAUUGUUGUUGCAAUAUGUCGAUGAUUUGUUGAUUGCAGCAAAAGACGAGCAGACGUGUCUUGAAGGAACAAAGAAAGUGUUGUUGUGGUUAGGGGAGAAAGGGUUCAAGGUGUCAAGAAAGAAACUGCAAUGCUGUCGCCAACAGGUCACUUUUCUGGGACGUGUGUUGACCCCUAGUGGCCUCGCCAUGUCGCCUGAACAUAGAAGCUCCAUCCUCCGACACCCACGGCCCGCCACCGUCCAGGAGAUGCUAUCAUUCCUGGGGUUGUGCGGCUACAGCAGACAUUACAUACCCUGUUUUGCUGACAAAACUGGUGUCCUACGGGCCCUGAUCCGCGAACAGGGGGCGAGGAAUCUCAGGGCUUGCCUGGUUUGGACACCGGAGGCUGCUGAGGUCUUUGUGUCACUGGUGCAGGAGCUGGCCUCUGCUGCGGCUUUGGCCACUCCUGACUACACUCUGCCCUUCCAUCUAGAUGUCUCUAUUUCAGGGAAAGUUGUGAAUGGAGCUCUGUACCAGAAAAUGCAGCAUGGACGUGCAGUGUUGAUGUAUUGCAGCGUCCCCUUGGACAACAUUGAGCAACGACAACCCGAUUGUUCCAGAUAUGCGGCUGGCCUGGCAAAGGUCUUACUCAAAACAGCCCACACGGUCAUGGGGCAUCCAGUUUAUGUGUUAACUGAUCAUGCAGUGUCUUCAUUUGUCGCAUCGGCGGCGUUCACGUUGACUCCACUGCGACAAACACGGUUGUUGAAAAUAUUGACUGCCCCAAAUGUCAACUAUGUCCAUUCCGGAGUGAACAUGGCCGAUCAAUUGUUGGUGGGACCCCAUGAGUGUGCAUCAAAGGUCCAGACGGUGGCGAAAGUCCGACCUGACCUCUAUUCCACUCCGCUCGGGCACGGUCGUGUGGUGUUCACAGAUGGCUGCUGCUGGAGAGACAGGAUGGGCUCCCUCCAUGCGGCCGCGGCUGCGGUCGAGUGGAGGGAUGGUUCCUUCCAGCCUCUUAAAGUGAUGAAGCUCAACACCCACCCAUCGGCCCAGGCGGCAGAAGUCUUUGCUCUGGUGUUAGCUUUACGACAAUGCAAGGGGGAAGCCGUGACCAUCUAUUCUGACUCCGCUUAUGCGGUGUCGGCGGCUUUACUCGAUCUGGUGGGGUGGCUGCAGAAUGGGUUCACGACGGCCAGGGGCUCGGAGAUUGCGCACAAGGAUUUGAUGUUGCAUUUGUUUGAGGCAUUGAAGUACCCGAGCGAGGUGGCCAUUGUCAAAGUGCCUGGUCACUCCAAAGCUGACACCUUAGUAGCUAGGGGGAAUCGAGCGGCUGAUGAAUUGGCCAAGCAGACGGCCGGGUAUGGCGGGGCAGAGGACAUGAUGGUGUCCCGCGGUCCACUAAUUGUGGACGGGGAACACCCCGACUCCUGUUUGCCUCUGUCACUCUCGCAUGCCGAUCUGUGUGCCGCCCAGGGUGCCACGUCCCCGGAACAAAAAUCGGUCUGGCUGGCAGCAAAGGCUGUCAAACGAUCAGAUGGCUUGUGGGUAGGACCCAAAGGACAGCCAGCUCUUCCGGAGGGAAGGCUGAUGUCGGAGGUCCUGACACAGGCUCACACACCUUCCCAUGUGGGUCCCCAUGCCAUGAUGAUCCAUCUUCGAAGUUGGUGGCAUCCCAAACUCUCAGAUGUGGUCUGGAAAUUCGUUGCGGAUUGUGAGUCUUGUCAGACGUUCAAUGCACGCCCUACGUUGAAGCCUAAGCCCGGCCUGUUUCAGCCGGCCCCAUGGCCGGGGGCAGAGGUGAUCAUUGAUUUCACAGACAUGAAUACAAGAGUGAAUGGAAAACGCUUUUUUCUUGUGUUGGUUGACGCUUACUCGGGCUGGCCGGAGGCAUAUCCGUGCUCGAAGGAAGAUUCUGCUGCGGUGAUCAAGGCUUUGAUCACCCAUUACAUCCCUACCCACGGUUUUCCGGCCUUGAUCCGUUCUGACAAUGGUACACACUUUAACAACAAAGCCUUGGCCAAGGUAGAAUCAAUUUUGGGGUUGAAGCAUCGAUUCGGGUGUGUCUACCAUCCUCAGUCUCAAGGCCGCGUUGAACGACUUAACCGAACGCUAAAAGAGAAAUUGGCCAAAAUUAUGGCUCAGACGGCAAUGAAUUGGCUACAAGCACUUCCGCUUGCUUUGCUGUCUGUGAGACAAUCCGUUAACAGGAGCACUGGAUUCGCACCGUUUGAGUUGAUGACGGGCCGUCUAAUGCCAGGACCAGCGACGACGCUCGUCCCACCAGAGGAUGUUCCGGUACCUAAUUUAUCUCAUACAGCAUACUGGUCCUAUUUGUCUGCUUUGGUGUCCAGUGUUUCUGCACAGCUUGGAGAAAAAUCCGCUGCGGCUGCGGCGGAGGAAGGUGUGUCGGUGGAGAAACAGCUCACGCCGUACGUGUACGUCCGAGUCAUCUCCAGGAAGUGGACGGACCCCCGGUGGAAGGGCCCCUUUCGUGUCUUGGCCAGGACGUCUCACGCGGCCCAACUCGACUUCAAAGGACGCCGGUGGUAUCACUACUCACAACUCCGUCCGGCCCCAGAGUUUGUUCCGUCAGGAUGAAGGUAUUCCUGGUUGGCCGUGUCCCGGACCCGGCCAAG